AAAGAGAUCCCUUAUAUCAUCUUCAAAGUGGAAUGUAAACGAGCCACUUAACCAAAAGGCUUUAUGAUCUCACGUAAUGUCCAUCCGAUAGCACACACAUUCAUCUCUUUAGAUCAGCCAACUAAAGAGCUUUUCUUCUAAUUUCAGGAGGAUUAAGAUCAGUACAUGGGUCACGGCGAGAUGGAUGGUUCAUUUCAUACACCAGAAUGGCAUGCUGCUCGUUUGGCCAGUCUCAAGACUACACACACUCUUACUUGGGAAGAAUAUAGACAGAAGCAAAAGGAAGAAGAACUGAAAAAGGUUGAACUUGAAGCAGAUACCGAUAUGUUGAUGCGUGAGUAUAGAGCUCAGCUGGAUGCUGAAAGAGCAAUGAAGCUCUCUAAGGGAAGGAACUAUUCUAGCGAUAGAUCCACGAAAGAUAGGAAGGAGAGAGAGCUCACAGAUAGAAAGGGCAGAGAUUCGAAGAGGAAGAGAAGCAAAAAGAGAAAGCAUUCGAGAAGGGGAUCAUCUGACUCAAGCUCAUCCUCCGAAUCAUCAAGUAGUGACGAAGAGGAAUUUAGGAAAUCAAGGUCAAGUUCUAAAAGACCAAAAAGGGAGAGGAAACACAAGUCUAGAGGCAGACAUUCAAGGACAUGAUUGUACUAUCCAUUCCUCAUCUCCCUGCGAUAUUUUUAGUUCUUAGCUUAUCUUUUUUAGACUACAAUUUGUUACGGUGGAUUCAAAAUUGCAGUAAUGUACGCAAUUCGGUAUGUUGUAUGAAAGAAGAAAGUUGACAAUAUUGGCAAACAUUUUGAAAACUAUUUCUGGGACAAUUUAAGUCUUUAAUAGCUGCAACAACAAAAUGGGGCAAAUUACAAAUACGAAUAAGAAAAAAAAAAAAAAAA
Arabidopsis lyrata subsp. lyrata is the source of this 884-nucleotide messenger RNA. RefSeq names its product NF-kappa-B-activating protein. The record is from RefSeq and is a predicted model, not a curated record. The transcript has 5 exons. Bases 166 to 636 code for a protein of 156 amino acids. NCBI's taxonomy places the organism in Eukaryota, Viridiplantae, Streptophyta, Magnoliopsida, Brassicales, Brassicaceae.